ACGCUCUUCCAGAGCUCACACAGGCUCUUGGUGCUGUAAAGACUAAAGAGAGAAAGAGAGAGAGAGAGAGUGUGUGUGUGAGAGAGAGAAUUGCAGAUCUGAUAGUGUUACGGGUUCGUUGCUCUCCAUUUGUAGUUUCAAGCUCUGGGUUUUCAUCUGUUUGAGGUAUUGUUUAACCAUGAACAUCUUCAAGAAGAAAACCUCUCCCAAGGAUGCACUUAGAACGAGCAAACGAGAGAUGGCAGUUGCAACAAGAGGUAUUGAACGUGAGAUUGCAUCUCUGCAACUAGAGGAAAAGAAAUUGGUGGCAGAGAUCAAGAAGACUGCUAAGACUGGCAAUGAGGCUGCUACUAGAAUCUUGGCUCGUCAACUUGUUCGUCUGCGACAGCAAAUCAUUAACUUGCAAGGGAGCCGUGCACAAAUCAGAGGUGUAGCGACUCACACACAGGCAAUGUAUGCCAAUACUUCCAUCUCCACUGGGAUGAAAGGUGCAACUAAAGCAAUGGUAGCCAUGAACAAGCAAAUGGCACCAGCAAAGCAAGCGAAAGUGAUUAAAGACUUCCAAAUGCAGUCAUCACAGAUGGACAUGACGAUUGAGAUGAUGUCAGAGUCUAUUGAUGAAACAUUAGACAAAGAUGAGGCUGAAGAAGAGACAGAGGAGCUCACUAACCAGGUGCUUGAUGAGAUUGGUGUAGAUAUUGCUUCACAGUUAUCUUCGGCUCCCAAAGGUCGGAUUGCAUCAAAGAAAGUAGAAAAUACAGUUGCAGCAAGCUCUAAAUCUUCUGAUGUCGAAGAUCUCGAGAAGAGGUUGGCUUCCCUUAGACGCCUUUGACCGCCGCAUUACAUGCAAUGGCUUGCUCUGCUCGAUACAUAUAUUCUAUUAUGUAAAUUCUAAUUAGAACAGUGAUUAUAAAAUGUAUGAAAAGACACAUAUAUGUUUGAGUUGGAACACCAAAUUUUAUUCAUUCAAGAGCAUGAAUUUCCAUAC
Messenger RNA from Telopea speciosissima, 988 nucleotides. RefSeq names its product vacuolar protein sorting-associated protein 2 homolog 2. Lineage: Eukaryota; Viridiplantae; Streptophyta; Magnoliopsida; Proteales; Proteaceae. The transcript is spliced from 11 exons. The record is from RefSeq and is a predicted model, not a curated record. Gene Ontology annotation, cellular component: multivesicular body; ESCRT III complex. The coding region runs from base 179 to 832 and encodes 217 amino acids. Gene Ontology annotation, biological process: protein transport; endosome transport via multivesicular body sorting pathway; late endosome to vacuole transport.